AUGAGAUCCGAAGCUUGGCCAAUCAACAUCAGAUACCUCAAGUCUCUUGCCGUGGACCUUCUACGCUGGUACGAGAAUUUCCUGACCACACACCCUGAUUUGAAGGCAGUGUGGUCCCGGAGCCCGGGCCAAUCAAGUUUGGUUCAACCUUACAAGAAGACCUGUACCGCUUUUUGCAUCUCAGAUGACGACCAGUACAACGUGGAAGAGAAAGGCUUCAUGAGAGGCAUUGGAGAUGAUGCGAAAGUGCUGGUUCCUGUCACAGAAGAGAUUUCGUCAAUACAGCCAGAGGCAAUUUCACCGAAGAAUGUCGCCAAUGCUUAG
Messenger RNA from Rhinocladiella mackenziei CBS 650.93, 324 nucleotides. RefSeq lists its product as uncharacterized. The record is from RefSeq and is a predicted model, not a curated record. NCBI's taxonomy places the organism in Eukaryota, Fungi, Ascomycota, Eurotiomycetes, Chaetothyriales, Herpotrichiellaceae. The transcript is spliced from 2 exons. The coding region runs from base 1 to 324 and encodes 107 amino acids.